GCAACAUCAGCAGCAGCUCCCUCCACUACCACAGAGGCCUCUACACGCACAGCAGCAGGCGUGGCUGGCAGCAGCAGCAAGGGCAAACGAGGGGGCAGACGGGGGACCAAGAAGAGUGCUGCUGAGUCUGCUGCAGGGGGGCAGGAGGGGCCAGCAGUUGGGGCAGCAGCAGAAGAAGCAGGUGCAGCUCAACUGA
Closterium sp. Naga37s-1 is the source of this 196-nucleotide messenger RNA. The record is from the annotation of a GenBank genome assembly. Lineage: Eukaryota; Viridiplantae; Streptophyta; Zygnematophyceae; Desmidiales; Closteriaceae.